GGACGCGCCAGUCGCUGUGGUGGCUGCCGGAGCGCCGCAGUUUUCGCGCGGGGCGGGUGUUGUCGUUGUCGCGUCGCAACUUUCGCGCGACCAAGAGAGAGAAGUUGGAGUUACCGCGGGGGGAAGCUUGUCGUGUACGGAGGACCGCGCGAAAAUGCCGCCGAAGAAGCGGGAAAAGGAUCUCGAUGGGCAGAAGGGACCUCGUAUGGACCAGAUCCAGGCCGACCACGAGCUCUUUCUACAGGCCUUCGAAAAACCAACACAGAUUUACCGGUUCCUUCGCACAAGAAAUCAAAUUUCACCAAUAUUUCUAUAUCGAAACUUAACGUAUAUGCGGCAACGUAUGUCCAGAAGUCACAAGUCACGGCGAGGAUUUAAGGUCGAUAUGAUUCUGGACAAAUUAAUAGCGAAAAAGAAGCAUGAACAGAAUCUCGGUGUUCGCGGAUACAUGACUCUUACGUUUUUAGGAUUUUAUGACAAAAGAGCUGAAGUAUCACAGGAUCCUGUCAAAGUGGAAACAUUGUUGUUGAAAAUUUGCCACAAGAAAAGAAAAGACGUUAGCUCACCUGUCAUGCAAGUUUCAGUUGGUACAAGCGAGGUCCCAAUCAAUCCUUCCGAGAGUCAACCUCCACCGAAGGCAUCCACGAUUUCCAUACCCAAUGAAUCUUUCUGCUUAAAUAAUGGUCACAUAGCAAAGACUUAUAUGCUUUUGCUCAGGGUUUACUGCAUGUCUAACAAUGGCUGCCUUAUAACUAACUGUGAUUUAGAAGAACCAGCUCAAAAGCGUCGUAAAUCGUCAACGGGUAUGAUAAAGAUCAAUGGCGAAGAAGUGAAACAAUAUGGUUCGGAACUUACUGUGUAUGAUAAGCACAAUCGAUGCCUGCUGACGGACGGCGAGUAUGAGUUAGGUUUGCAGGAAGUACAGACCAAUGUUAGGUCCAGUCCUAAGAAACACAGCUCUUGGGAAACUGUGGCCGACAUCAAAGACUGCGAACCGUUCGAUAUGUUCAGGCAAGGACCGACGUUAAAGUUUCGGCUCAGUUGGACGACGGAACCGAGCAACGGUCUGGUGGAUAGACCGAUGCCGAUACCUCAAAUACCGAGCGGUGACAAUAAAGAGAAUCGGUCGGCCAACGCUGGUUUUGAACGUUCCUCUUCCGUAAAUCACAAUAAUAAUAGCACAAAUAAUAAUAAUAAUAAUAACGCGACACUGCCAACGCCUAGUCCGCUAACGCCCUCGUCGAGAAUGAGCAUCUCCAACGAGAAGGUGGACACUAAUACUAACGGAACUCAGCAGAUAGUCUAUCAAUUUUUGUACAACAAUAACAGCCGGCAGCAAACGGAGGCCUGCGAAGACCUACACUGCCCCUGGUGCUCGUUGGAUUGCGGCAAACUGUACUCGCUUCUAAAGCACUUGAAAUUGUGUCAUUCACGAUUCACAUUCACAUACGUGCCAAUUCCACAAGGUGCCCGAAUUGAUGUAGCAAUAAACGAAUGCUAUGAUGGACCAACCAGACGUACGAGCGUGACGAAUAUCCUGGUGUGCCGUCCGAAGAGAACGAAACCAAGUCUGUCCGAGUUUCUGGAACUUGACGAGAAUGAGUUUGAAAGUCAGAGGCCUUAUAUCACCGGCCACAAUAGACUGUAUCAUCAUACUGUGACCUGCCUGCCUAUAUAUCCUAAAGAGAUGGAUAUCGAUUCCGAGGGUGAGAAUGACCCUAAGUGGUUGCAAACAAAGACAAUGAUGAUGAUUGAUGACUUUACGGAUGUGAACGAGGGCGAGAAAGAGUUAAUGAAGAUGUGGAACCUGCAUGUGAUGAAGCAUGGAUAUGUGGGAGACUGCCAGAUACCACUAGCUUGCCAAAUGUUCUUAGAGAAUAAGGGGAAGGAGUUGCUCAUGAAAAACCUCUAUCGCAACUUCGUAUUGCAUAUGUGCAGUCUGUUUGAUUUUGGGCUAAUUAGUCCGGUGAUAUUAUAUCAGACCAUACAGAAGUUGCAAGAAAUCAUGAAGGAGGGCGGCGAAGACGGGGACGUACGUAAGGUGCUGCAAAAAUCACACGAGGCUCAAGUGGAGCAUUGGAAGGCUACGAGUGCACAUACGCAAUUGGUGCAUGACGGGUCCAAAGCCGCCGGUAUUACGAGUGGAGUUAAGCUCAACUUCGGCAAUGACGGUUCCUCGAGUACUUCGUCGAACGCCAGGCGAAAAACGACAACCGCCUCCAUGCCGUUGGGCUCACCCAACUCGCAAAAUGUCAAGAACACAAUGCAUAAUAAUAUGCACAAUGUCAGUACAAUUCCGUUGUCGGUGCGUGCAUCCCUUCAUUCUCUGGGAGUCCAAUUCUCUCCGACGCGGAGCAUCGUAAGUAAGAUUGUGCCCAACGGUGUGUCCAAUUAGAAAGUACAAGCACGCCAU
This is a messenger RNA of Mycetomoellerius zeteki, 2413 nucleotides long. RefSeq names its product Polycomb protein Su(z)12 (gene Su(z)12). Gene Ontology annotation, molecular function: chromatin DNA binding. Bases 155 to 2395 code for a protein of 746 amino acids. Gene Ontology annotation, cellular component: nucleus; ESC/E(Z) complex; RSC-type complex. The transcript has 11 exons. The record is from RefSeq and is a predicted model, not a curated record. NCBI's taxonomy places the organism in Eukaryota, Metazoa, Arthropoda, Insecta, Hymenoptera, Formicidae.